AUGGCUACCGCAGCAGAGGCUUCGGUAGCCACUGGCUCAUCGUUCACUAGCACGGUGGACGAGAGCAAAAGAUGGACAUACCUCGACCACAUCCGCAAGAAUCCAGGCCCUUUCACCGAUCCCGAUGCCGCAACAGAUGGAUCUUUCGAGCAGUUCGAUAAGAUGAAGCUCUUGGUUAUCGGUGCUGGUGGUCUAGGCUGUGAAAUCCUGAAAAACCUGGCGAUGUCAAAGUUCAGGGAUAUCCACGUCAUUGACAUGGAUACCAUUGACAUAUCGAACUUGAACCGACAAUUUCUCUUCCGACAAUCCGACGUUGGCAAGUACAAGGCCGAAUGCGCGGCUGAAUUCGUCAUGCGCCGUGUCAAAGGAGUCAAGAUCACCGCCCACAACUGCCGUAUCCAAGACUUCGAUUCCGAUUUCUACAAGCAAUUCCAGUUGGUGAUUUGCGGGCUGGACAGCAUUGAAGCACGAAGAUGGAUCAAUGCUAAGCUGGUAGCGAUGAUGGACGAUGACCCCGAUUCUAUGAUUCCCAUCAUCGACGGAGGCACGGAGGGCUUCAAGGGUCAAGCCCGAGUGAUCAUCCCCACGUUGACAUCCUGUAUCGAGUGUCAGUUGGAUAUGCACGCGCCCAGGGCCGCCGUUCCUCUCUGCACAAUCGCUUCGAUCCCCCGCCAACCCGAACAUUGCAUUGAAUGGGCGCAUGUCAUUGCAUGGGACCAGGAGAAGCCGUUCCCCCAGCUGGACAAGGACGACCCGACCCACGUAUCGUGGCUCUAUCAGAAGGCCCUCACUCGUGCUCAGGAGUUCAACAUUACGGGUGUAACUUACGCCCUCACUCAGGGCGUGAUCAAGAACAUCAUUCCAGCUAUUGCCUCCACGAACGCCAUCAUUGCGGCAGCGUGCUGCAACGAAGUGUUCAAGCUGGCAAGCUCCACCGCGCCGGCAUUUGGUUUGGAAGAUAAUUACAUGAUGUACUCGGGCAACGACAGCAUCUACACUUACACCUUCAAACACGAGAGGAAGGAAGAGUGCCCUGUUUGCGGAUCAAACUCACGGCCACUGGAAGUCGACCCCGAGAUCACUCUUCAGGAGCUUCUGGACUCAUUCGCAGUCCGCCCGGACGCGCAACUCAAGAAGCCGUCUAUCCGAGGUGACAGUCAGUCUCUCUACAUGCAGUUUCCACCCAGUCUAGAGGAACAGACCCGGCCAAACCUUAAGAGAAAGCUCAAGGAGCUCGACCUGCAGGAGGGACAGAAUCUGAUUGUUACGGACCCAGCCUACCCUCUCCAGUUCGACUUCUACCUGCGGUUCAAGAGGAAGGCAUAA
Colletotrichum karsti is the source of this 1326-nucleotide messenger RNA. RefSeq names its product nedd8-activating enzyme e1 catalytic subunit. Gene Ontology annotation, cellular component: cytoplasm; nucleus. Lineage: Eukaryota; Fungi; Ascomycota; Sordariomycetes; Glomerellales; Glomerellaceae. The transcript is spliced from 5 exons. Gene Ontology annotation, molecular function: NEDD8 activating enzyme activity. Gene Ontology annotation, biological process: protein neddylation. The record is from RefSeq and is a predicted model, not a curated record. Bases 1 to 1326 code for a protein of 441 amino acids.